AUGACUGGUACUCCUACAAGCCGACAGAACUCUGUCCCUCCCAGGCCGGACCGGGAGUCCUUUGAUUCCGAUAGUCCCCAUGCUGAGCAUGUAGAGGUGUCUCAUGCCCCGGAAACUAGAACCGAUAUUGGAUUGAAUGAUCUUGGAACAUUUAGCUCAAGAGCUGCCGGUCCCUCGAGCAUAACUAGACGUACCAACAUCCUUGCCGAUCCGCGUGCGGCCCUCCCCGGGUUCACCUGGAGUUUUGGACAAUCAGACAGUCAACAGUCACAUGAGGUUCCUAAUACCUCUUCUGAUGCAAAGGCGACGGCAGAUCCGUCCCAUGGCAUACCUUUUGAUCCGAAAUACAUGACUAUCAACAUCUCAUUCGGACAUACCAUGCCAGCUCCCCGUUGGGUACUGGAGCCGAGAGCAACACCCAGGCGCCUGUCUAUUCCCCAAGCCUCGGCUGUCGCUGAACUAGAAUGGGUAUUUGAUGUCGGACCAUACACGCAUCUGACUGCCUUAAAGGACACUUGGUUGAGCGAGUAUGCGUAUCGGACUCUUGAAAGCGCCUUGGACGAUCCGAUCCAGAGACAACACAUCAGGAACAACAUAUGGGCUAGGGACGAUGAUGAGUACUGGACAAUCGAAGACCCUAUACCACCACUCCCGUCUGUGCCAAAUACCCUCGAUGUGACUCAACAGAGGGAGGGUCUGACUCCCGGCAGUGUUAAUGAAAGACUGCUCCACUACCCAAACUACGAACGUCCAUCACUGGCAAAGCGAUGUCUCGUCGAACCACCCGAUCCCGAGAAUCAAGAAAGUGGAGGUGGCACUGACGAGGAAGGCGCGCCUCGCACUCCGUCUGUUUCCAGCGGAACCGAUGAUAGCUCGCCCGAUGGUAAGAAGCUGCCCAUCUUCAAUACUCCGGAUUGA
Molecule: messenger RNA, 918 nt
Organism: Aspergillus steynii IBT 23096
Lineage: Eukaryota; Fungi; Ascomycota; Eurotiomycetes; Eurotiales; Aspergillaceae
Exons: 3
Coding region: 1-918 (305 amino acids)
Source: RefSeq, a predicted model, not a curated record